Molecule: messenger RNA, 709 nt
Organism: Schistosoma rodhaini
Lineage: Eukaryota; Metazoa; Platyhelminthes; Trematoda; Strigeidida; Schistosomatidae
Source: the annotation of a GenBank genome assembly
AUGUCUUUUCAAAACCUCCAGACGUAUGAAGAAGGAGAAUCCAAUGUUGAAGGUAUACCGGAGAAGUUUGACAAGCGAAAAAUCUUGAAGUACUGCAAGAAACAUUUCGCGUGUAACGGUACAGUAGUUGAACACGAAGAGUAUGGGGAGGUGUUACAAUUCCAAGGUUAUCUAUUUAUUACGUCUUACAGUUCAAUAGUUCAUUAACUAAUAUCUGUCACUUUAUGAUGCGAAAUUUCAUUCACAAAUUCCAACACUGAUAGAAAAAAAGGAAGUAUAACAUUCUUAUAGUUAUUUUUUUACAAAUUAGCAAUGUAUUUUUUUAGUGAUUAUCCAUCAAGUAGUUGCUUUUAUAGUGUUUUCAUGUAAUUGAAAUGGUAAGGUUUCUUUUGACCCAUGAACUGUUCGUAUGUCUUUUACAUUUUUAUGUGAAUUCCAAGUCACUUAAUUGUAAAUGUCUUAUCCAACGUUGUGUUAAAUAAUGUCUCAGAUAUGUACUCAGAUCUAUAAAUCAUAGUCUUAUAUCUUACGAAUAUAAUCGCAUAGGUUAAUGGUCUCAACUAUAACAGUGCUUAUGGCCAUUCUACUAGCUUUCUGAAUGAAGCUUACCCAACGUUACCGAUUACGUGACGAUUACAGUAACGAAGUUAAUGGCAUAGAGAAAAAUACAAUAAGCACUAUCAAAUAAACAAUUUCCCUUUAAAAUUUA